Cylas formicarius (sweet potato weevil) is the source of this 1218-nucleotide messenger RNA. RefSeq names its product organic solute transporter subunit alpha. NCBI's taxonomy places the organism in Eukaryota, Metazoa, Arthropoda, Insecta, Coleoptera, Brentidae. The record is from RefSeq and is a predicted model, not a curated record. Gene Ontology annotation, molecular function: transporter activity. Gene Ontology annotation, biological process: transport. The coding region runs from base 187 to 1218 and encodes 343 amino acids. The transcript is spliced from 6 exons.
AAUACGAAACGCAAUCCCACGUAUUCGACGCCACUUUCACGAUCAAAACCAGCUCGCGACAGUAUCGGCGGCGUGCUGGUUAAUUUCGAAAAAAAUGCGGGACGCCAAAUGAAAGUGAACUGCAACUAUAAUUUGCGAUGCGAUAUGUCGUUCGAUAGGAUCAUUACUGGGAGAAGUUAAAGAAGAAUGGCUACCGCGCAGGAGUAUUACGUCAACGGUUCGAAAUGUGACGGGUUGGAUAUGCCAACGUUCCGGGAAUACCUUGCCGGAAUGGAUCGAUAUGGAAUCCUUAUUUUAUUGAUAAGUGCCGCGUUGCUGGCGGCUUCCGUUUUCCUCUUCCUAGACAUCACGUAUUAUGUCAUCCGACGCAGCGCGUCUCGGGUGAAAGCCUACACCACUUUCGUUCUUGCAGUCUACCCGGUCACAAGCCUGGUAAGUUUCUUCGCCAUUUUGCUGCCAAGAGCCAACCUACUAGCCGAAGCUAUAACUCAGGGGGCCUUCAUGGCAGGAAUGUACAAGCUCUUUUGCCUGUUCAUGGCUUAUUCAGGUGGCUGCCACCAACUCGCGCAAAUGGAGGGCCCGAAAAGGUUAAUGCUCAAUGUAGGUCCUUGUUGUUGCUGGCCGUGUUGCCAUUUGCCUACUUUCAAAAUGGACAAAAGAACCUUUAUGUUUCUAAGACUGUUGGUUUUUCAAUUGCCUGUGGUCCAAAGCCUCAUCUAUUUGGUAUACUUGAUCAUGUGGGCGGAGCAAGAGAGCUUGUAUUUAGUGAAUUACAUGUACCUGCAACCCAUUGUAAUACUCUCUAUAUUGGUUGGUGUUUGGGGCAUGGCGAUGGCGAUAAAUAUACUAAAGAACACAUUAAAUGAGGAAUUCAAGCUCUUUGGCAAAUUUAUAGUUCUCCAAUUGGUGUUGGUGUUUUCUAAGUUACAAGGAUUCAUCACCAGGUGUUUGGUGUGGCAAGACGUCCUACCCUGUGAUCCACCCAUCAUUCCUCAGGUCUACGCCAACUUGAUUCACAACACCCUUAUGAUGGCUGAAAUGGUGAUACUAGCUUUCCUGGCCCGCAAACUAUAUAAGAGAGAAUUACCCUGUGUCAAUGAAGUUCGCAAAGGAAAUGUGAACAUAAUAAAGAAAACCAUCACCACUAAUCAAUCUUGUGAUAUUAUUGAAAAGGAUGUUAAAGAAAGUAGUGCAUAUGACAAUGUAGCUUAUGAAUAA